Molecule: messenger RNA, 1072 nt
Organism: Engraulis encrasicolus (European anchovy)
Lineage: Eukaryota; Metazoa; Chordata; Actinopteri; Clupeiformes; Engraulidae
Gene: sco2
Product: protein SCO2 homolog, mitochondrial
Exons: 4
Coding region: 78-995 (305 amino acids)
Biological process (GO): mitochondrial respiratory chain complex IV assembly
Source: RefSeq, a predicted model, not a curated record
UUUUACUAUAGAAAUGUUGUACAACCCGGUUACAUGUGAGAAAAUAAGUGAGUAGGACAAACUGGCUCUCUGUUGGGAUGCUGGGGUUUCUGCACUUGAGGGGCCCCACCCAUCCCAGGGUGACCUGGUGUGUGUUAAGGACAACAUUGCAGUCUUCUCUGCCUUUUCUCCCCACCACCACCACCACACAGCCGCCUCAGCACCUCCAGAAAGCCACCCUCUGCCUACGCACCACACACCUCUCCAGCGUACCUCCUCCGAGAUCCAAAGUUAGAGGCAGAGGCCAUGUGCCAUACUCCACAGGUCCCUCACCACAGGGUUCCAAACCUGGCGGCGGCUCGGGCUCGUCGAAGCCCGGCAUCCGUCUGCGUACGCGUCUGGCCGUGACGGCCCUGUUCGGCGCGGGCAUCAUGGGCACGUGGUGGUACGUGCACCGGGAGAAGGAGCAGCGCUUCCGGGACCAGCGCAUUGAGCAGCUGAGGCAGGUGGCGGUGGGCCAGGGCGACUUCAGCCUGCUGGACCACGAGGGGCGUCGUCGCACCAAACGCGACUUCCUGGGCGACUGGACGCUGCUCUACUUCGGCUUCACCCACUGCCCGGACAUCUGCCCCGACGAGCUGGAUAAGAUGUCUAGCGUGGUGCGCAUCCUGGACGAGGACCCCGCCCUGCCGCGCGUCCAGCCGCUCUUCAUCACCGUGGACCCCGAGCGCGACGACGUGGCCGCCAUGCAGCGUUACGUGCGCGACUUCCACCCGCGCCUCGUGGGGCUGACGGGCAGCGCCGAGGAGGUGAAGCAGGCGGGGCGCGACUACCGCGUCUACGCCAGCGCCGGGCCAAAAGACGAGGACGGCGAUUACAUCGUGGACCACACCAUCCUCAUCUACCUGGUGAACCCAGACGGGCUGUUCCUGGACUACUACAACCGCAUGAAGGACGACAAGCAGAUCGCGCAGAGCGUACGCAACCACAUCAACAACUACGUCAAACUCUUCUGACCCCACCCGCACGGACAAAGUGCAAACACUGGAACUAUUGGGAGUGUGUGUGUACACAUGGAAAAAGUUGUUGGCAU